Prunus persica (peach) is the source of this 2317-nucleotide messenger RNA. Its product is annotated as putative two-component response regulator ARR21. NCBI's taxonomy places the organism in Eukaryota, Viridiplantae, Streptophyta, Magnoliopsida, Rosales, Rosaceae. Gene Ontology annotation, molecular function: DNA binding; DNA-binding transcription factor activity. Bases 728 to 2281 code for a protein of 517 amino acids. Gene Ontology annotation, biological process: regulation of DNA-templated transcription. Gene Ontology annotation, cellular component: nucleus. The record is from RefSeq and is a predicted model, not a curated record. The transcript has 6 exons.
UUCUUCUUAGAAUAUACAAAAUUAGAACACAAUGAGAAAUUUUCAGAAUGGGCCUCCUUCACCAAACCCACUAUGAACUCUCUCUUAUCUUUAUCUUUAUGUGUAUUACUCAUUUGUAAAUGGAUCUGAUAAUCCGUUGACAGUUCUAGCAUACAGCAGCAGACGUGAAAGAAUUUAUUUUAUUUCAUCUUCAUUUUUUUUUUUUCCUUUUUUUUCUCCCGCCAGAUCUUGACUCCCUCAGAUAGUCAUUUGAAUAAUGUUUUUUAAAAUAUUCCCAUAGAUCCCCCAAAUUUUGGAAUCAGCCGUACAUUACGACAAGAAUAUUGUCGUAUUUAUUUUCUGAAACCCACAUAAUAGUGCCGUGCCCGCUUCUCUCUCUGUUUUCUAUGAAGUCAUGCCUGCAGCCUGAGCAAGAUUUGGGAUGAAGGGUCAAUGCAUAUGUAUUUAUAUGAAGGGCAAUUGGGUACUUUCAUGUUACCAAUAUAUCUGAUUAUGGUUUAUCUUUUGUCAUUAUCCCUAUAAUCUAUGGAGAUUUUUUUUUUUUUUUUUUGGGACGAAAUAAUCUAUGGAGAUUUUAGAAAAGGAAAUUUGCUACUAUUUAAGAGAGACGCGCUGGUCUUUGGUCAGGUUUUAAGAUUUCAAUUUGCAUCUCUGUCCGCCUGGUUGACACUACUGGGUGUGAAGGGUGCAGCCCCAAUUUCCCAUUUCAGUAAUAUUAUACCCUACAAUGGCUUCCAAGUCAGUUUUAAUCGUUGCUCUUCUGUUCUUUGUUCCCAUUCUCUGCCUUCAAGGCACUUAUGCUUACCGUAUAGUACGUGAUGCUCACCGUAUAAGACGUGAUGUCUCUGCUUCUGCCUCUGCCUCUGCCCCUGCUUCAGUUUUAAUCGUUGCUCUUCUGUUCUGUGUUCCCAUUCUCUGCCUUCAAAGCAUUUAUGCUUACCGUAUAGGACGUGAUGCCUCUGCUUCUGCCUCUGCCUCUGCCUCUGCCUCUGCCUCUGCCUCUGCCUCUUGCGCAAUUGGUGGCUUCGGAAAUGGAAAUUGGGACAGCCAUGGCGAUGAUGAAGAACGUACGGCUGCCCCAAGGAAGAAGAGAUGCGAGUGGAAAAAAUCACUUGGAGAAAAGUUUAUGCUGGCAAUCACACAGAUUGGCUUGGGCAACGCUACCCCAAAGAGAAUUAUCGAGUUCAUGAAUGAGCCAGACUUAACAACAAAAAAUGUGGCUAGUCAUUUGCAGAAGUAUCGUAUAUUCUUGAAGGGGAAGGAAGCUGCGGCGGGGGACGAAGACAAGCUUGAGAGGUUGAGCAGGUCAAGCUUCGCACGUGGCCACCCAGAACUACUCUUCAACAAUAACGAACGAGACCAACCUCACUCACAGCUCCUGAACCAACCGCAAAUGAAAACAUCAAUUGGCUCUACAUUUCAAGUUCAACCAUCAGCUGGAAUUGGAAGCACCCCGCCUCUUACUGCUGUUGCUUCCAACAGCCACGGCUCCAUCCACGCUCCACUUAUUCGUUCGGGGCAGUCGAGCCUAUUGAACAAUAAUCUAGCUAACUUUCCGCGCCAGCAACGAACGCUUGGUAAUCGUAAUGGGGAUCAGCUGUUUAUUCAAGAAAACCGCCCGGCAGCUUUUGAAAUGCAACAACUGAGUAAUAAUUUUGAAAAUGGAGGUAUGUCUUUUGACCCAAUGAAUAAUGUGGGACUUACCAACAAUAAUAUUGGGAAAAAUAAUCUGAUGCAAGUAUACCCACUACAAAGCCAGCCAGGGACCAAUAACCCAUUCAGCUACAACCUUGCUACAUCAGUAAAUCAGAACGGUUCGAAUUUAACUCCAAUGUCUUCGAGCUUUCAUAACUUGUGGUCUCAUUUUAACGAUGUAAAUCAAUGCGAAGUUGAUUGGCAGUCGUUGUGUUCUGCUGGUUUUGAGACUGGUGCUAGUUCUGCAUACCAGUUCCCUCCAAAUUUGCCUGACAACAAAGGUGAUCUUGAUCCGCAACAAAAUGUUCCAGUGUUGCCACCCCCAGAAGGGAAUUUUAAUGACCAAUGUGGUCUGCUAAAUAUCAAUGUUGGAGGAGGAAAUGUUGAAAAUUCCAAUAGGUAUCUUCAUGAUAUCUACAUGAAGCCCGAUUCUCUUUUCACGGAUGAGCAGGACAACUGUCAACCUCCUUCUCAGAUGGAGGUCACGAUCAACUUCCUUAUCAAGUUGAAGUGCAGGACCCUGCUGCGAACCAAGUACAGGAGAAGGAAGCUGCGGCGAGGGACGAAGACAAGCUUGAGAGGUUGAGCAGGUCAAGCUUCGCAUGUGGCCACCCAGAACUAG